AUGUGGAGGCCAGCAGCGCGAACAACGGGUACCAACGAUGUGCCCAUAGCCAACAAAAGACGAUUUGGUUUACCCGAAGAAGCCCCUCCCCCUUCCAAUCAACCCAUGCAUGCACCUCGACCACCUGCCUCGGAUAUCCAAUACUUCAACGGUCGACAAGAACGAGAUCGACCUGAGAGAGAUGAACAUGCACAAAGGGAUGAUUACGAUAGAAGAAGAGAGGAACCGCGACGUGAUGAUAGGGACAGAUACGAUGAUAGAGAUAGUUAUGGCGGUGGAGACAGGGGUGGUGCUAGAUAUGAAGAAGAUCGUGAUAGAGGAAGGGAAAGAGAUAGAGAUCCAGUAGCUGAAGAUGGACCUCGAAAGAGAAGAUCACGAUGGGGUGAUGCUAAAGUAGAUGUACCUGGUCUUCCCACUUCUAUUACCGGAAAAGUUUCUCAAACCGAACUUGACAAUUAUGCCACUCAUGUCCGUCUAGAAGAGAUCAACCGAAAAUUAAGGACCGGAGAUGUGGUACCACCAGAAGGUCAAAGAUCACCUUCGCCCGCUCCUCAAUAUGAUGCCUAUGGUCGAAGAACCAACACUCGUGAAAUUCGAUACCGAAAGAAAUUGGAAGAUGAAAGAGCGAGACUUGUGGAUAGGGCAAUGAAAUCUGAUCCUAAUUUCAGACCUCCAGCAGAUGCCCAAAAUCAAAGAAGAGGUGGUAAACCAACAGAUAAAGUUUAUAUCCCAGUCAAAGAAUUUCCAGAAAUCAACUUCUUCGGUUUACUCGUUGGUCCUCGUGGUAACUCACUUAAAAGGAUGGAGAGGGAAAGUGGUGCUAAAAUCAGUAUCAGAGGAAAAGGUAGUGUCAAAGAAGGAAAAGGUAGACCAGGAGAUUUCCCCGAUGAUGAACAAGACGAACUUCAUUGUCUCAUUACAGCAGACACUGAAGACAAAGUCAAAUUAUGUGUUUCAAUCGUGAACAGAGUUAUUGAGACUGCUGCUUCCACACCUGAAGGUCAGAACGAUCAUAAACGAAACCAACUUCGAGAACUUGCCUCGCUUAACGGUACCCUUCGAGACGAUGAGAACCAACUUUGUCAGAACUGUGGUGAGAAGGGCCAUCGAAGAUGGGAAUGCCCUGCGCAAAGAGUUUACAGUGCAAACGUCAUCUGUAGACUCUGUGGCGGUGCUGGACAUAUGGCUCGAGAUUGCAGAGGACGAGGUGAUCCAAACCUAACUCAAAACAAGGACACCGCUUUCGAUUCCGAAUAUACAGCGCUUAUGGCUGAGCUUGGUGAGGGUGGUGGUGGUGCUGCUUCUUCAGGUCGACCCGCUGGUGUGAUUGGUGGUGCACCGCCUCCACAAGAUCGAGUGCCUCCUUGGAGAAUUCCAGAAAACUGGCAAAGUCAUGGUCCCGGAGGUCCUCGAGGUCCCCCUGGUGGUGGUGGCUAUGGUGGUCCCCCUCAACAACAAGGUUACCAACAGCAACAAGGAUAUGGUCAAGGAGGAGGUGGUGGAUACGGGUAUGGUGGUGGGGGCGGUGGCGGUGGAUAUGGUCAAGACAACGCUUAUGGUGGUCAAGGUGGUUCUGCGGGUGGUGCUCCAGCAGGUGCUGCUGACCCUUACGCCGCAUAUUACGCUUCAAUGGGCCAACAAGCUCCUACAGCUGCCUAA
This is a messenger RNA of Kwoniella shivajii, 1659 nucleotides long. Its product is annotated as branchpoint-bridging protein. Gene Ontology annotation, biological process: regulation of mRNA splicing, via spliceosome. The coding region runs from base 1 to 1659 and encodes 552 amino acids. Lineage: Eukaryota; Fungi; Basidiomycota; Tremellomycetes; Tremellales; Cryptococcaceae. Gene Ontology annotation, molecular function: mRNA binding; zinc ion binding. The transcript is spliced from 6 exons. Gene Ontology annotation, cellular component: nucleus. The record is from RefSeq and is a predicted model, not a curated record.